CUGGCCGCCAUAUUGGACAAACUGGACUCGCUAGCUAGAGUGAACGAGACAAGUAGGAGGCAGGUAGCUGGAGAACACAAGUGCUUCGCCGUGGCUUUUAAUGUAACGGCAUUGGUGGCUGUGUUGUUGUCAGCAUAGACGAAACACUCGACCGCACUUCUAUGUGUCGACAUAACUGAAGAAGUGUAGGAUCUCGGCCAUAGAGAGUCCGAGGGGUAUCGUCUUUCGUUGUUGUUUGGACUUGGUAUUGGUAGACAUGACUUCCUUGACACAGCGGAGCUCCGGCCUAGUGCAGAGGCGGACCGAGGCCUCUCGUAGCGCUGCCACCGACAAGGACAGAGGAUCUGGGGAUGAGGAUUUCGAGCCACGGCGCGGUGACGAACAGGACGAAGAAGAGAAGGGAGACUCAAAAGAAACUCGACUCACUCUCAUGGAAGAAGUACUGCUCCUGGGACUGAAAGACCGCGAGGGCUACACCUCCUUCUGGAACGACUGCAUCUCAUCGGGGCUGCGUGGCUGCAUGCUCAUAGAGCUGGCCCUGCGGGGACGGCUGCAGCUGGAAGCAUGCGGCAUGCGACGGAAGAGCCUGCUGGCCAGGAAGGUGAUCUGCAAGUCAGACGCCCCGACGGGGGAUGUGCUGCUGGACGAAGCCCUGAAACAUAUCAAGGAGACCCAACCUCCUGAGACUGUGCAGAGCUGGAUAGAGCUGCUCAGCGGUGAGACAUGGAACCCUCUGAAGCUGCACUACCAGCUGAGGAACGUCCGCGAGCGUCUGGCCAAGAACCUGGUGGAGAAGGGUGUCCUCACCACGGAGAAGCAGAACUUCCUUCUGUUCGACAUGACCACCCACCCGCUCACCAACAACAACAUCAAGCAGCGGCUCAUCAAGAAGGUCCAGGAGUCCGUGCUGGAGAGAUGGGUGAACGACCCCCAGCGCAUGGACAAGCGCCUCCUCUCCCUCAUCUUCCUGGCUCACUCGUCGGACGUGCUGGAGAACGCCUUCGCCCCCCUGCUGGACGAGCAGUACGACCUGGCUAUGAAGAGGGUGAGGCAGCUGCUGGACCUGGAGCCGGAGGGGGAGGGUGCCAAGGCCAACGCCAACGAGCUGCUCUGGGCUGUGGUGGCUGCCUUCACCAAAUGAGGCCGGCGGUUUCCUGGCAACAACGUCUUGGGUUUGUGAUGGGGACGAGGGGGUGGGUGACAGGAAAUUGAGAUUUUUGGGGUGGGGGCAGAGAGAGUGCUGGCCUGCUAGGUAGGAACCAGACUGACUCGCCUCCUGCCUGGGCUUCAGGACCAGACCGCCCCACCCUUCUCACCCUCCCCUCCUUUUUGGUUCCUCUUCUUUCUUGACCUGUAGAUAACUAUCCUCCCACCCUUCUCCUUCAUGCUCCUCCCCCUUUCUGCCAGAUGUGUCAUUUAAUCGCUCACUUUUUCAAAAGAAAAUGAACCGAAGAAAAACGAAAAUAAAACUCUGAACUCUGAGUUUGAGUACUGGGUAAUGUUACGGACAGCAGACUGGCUGAAUCGGAGGCCUCCAUUCAUGUUCUCUGUUCCCUGAACACACAUUUAUAUAUAUAUAUAUAUAAAUCCUAAAGUAUAUUAAUCCAACAAUUCUGUUCUUCUGUGUACAUGCACAUUUCAUGUACAAACAUAGCUGCAGUAUAUGAAUGGAAAAUAUUCCUGACAAGUCUUGAAGUUGAUUUACUCUGUCAGACAUGACACGAUCGGAAGUCUUUGUCGUUUUCACCUUUGUUUCUAAAAGCUGCUCGUCGGACCGGGGUCACAGGUGUGUUCCUCCCUGUCCAGACAGAGGAACCUUCUGACAGGUGUGUUCCUCCCUGUCCAGACAGAGGAACCUUCUGACAGGUGUGUUCCUCCCUGUCCAGACAGAGGAACCUUCUGACAGGUGUGUUCCUCCCUGUCCAGACAGAGGAACCUUCUGACAGGUGUGUUCCUCCCUGUCCAGACAGAGGAACCUUCCACGGUCAGGCCCUCUACGCUGAGGGUGCAGCCCUGGCUUGGUCUAAAGAAAAACAAUAUACAUGUGGGUUUAGAGAGGGUAUUUCUAGCAGGGAUUCAACUGUUUAAAGGAAAAAUCUAUAUUAGAGUGAUCUUUAACCCCUCUGCAGUUUGGACAUCUCCAUGUGCCCCUUGGUAAUAUAAUUUGGUAAUAUAAAGGCACCAUCUGCCCAGUUUUCCAUUUAUAAAUGUGAUUUUUCACUGUGUGCAAGGAUUGUGUCUUGCGCUUUGCUUUCUCAUAAUGCUUUCAAAAAUCUAUAAUCGGUUUAUUUUUUUAACUUUAAAAUAAUCAAGACAUUUUAAAAUAAUUCAAUAAAAUCCAGCGAAUGUGGUAGUUUGUGUGCAUACCAAGGUCUGAAUAAAACAAUCAAAGGAUGGGGCUUCACAUUCCAGUUCUUUCUAUAUGAAGACUCGCACAACCCUUCUCUGACUGCUUUGGUUAGCUUGGACUCUUGAGCGAAACAUGUCUGCAUUUAUAUAUUUUCUCUGGAGCGGGUGUUGAUCUGGACAUUUGGGGGUUAGUCUACUGGUGUAAACUGGGGUUUUCCAAGUCUCCGUUAUCCCCCCCCCCCCCCCCCCCCCCCCCCCCCCCCCCCCACGUCUCCUGGAAUUUGUGUGUGUAAAUGACAAGAAAGCCUUUUGACCAAUCACCAUAUCUUGCUCUUAUUUUUACGUUGCAUGAUUUUGAAAUGUUAUUUUUUGGGUUUCUUUUCUCAGAUGCUUAUUUGUAUUCAUUUAAAAUGCAAUAACUUUUUGUUACUACAUUCUUUUUGCUUUUUGUUUUCAAAUCCAUGUAUCUUGGUAAUGGCAUUGCUUAGAAGCUAGCUACCUUCAUGUAACGUAUGUAGCGAAGACUGCGUCGGAUCAUCGGUGUUUCUGGGCAGUGAUGCAAGUUAGCGCGUCAGACUGCAGCUCUAUAACGAGGUGCGGACUUAGAACAUGGGCUGAAUCUGUAGAUUUCAUAAUAAAGGGACCUCUAAUCUGUAUACUUUUAUUUGACCAUAAAAUAAACUAAGAUCUUGGAAGUGCCUGAAUAACA
This is a messenger RNA of Hypomesus transpacificus, 3058 nucleotides long. RefSeq names its product golgi phosphoprotein 3a (gene golph3a). NCBI's taxonomy places the organism in Eukaryota, Metazoa, Chordata, Actinopteri, Osmeriformes, Osmeridae. Gene Ontology annotation, cellular component: cytosol; Golgi cisterna; trans-Golgi network. The transcript is spliced from 4 exons. The coding region runs from base 257 to 1141 and encodes 294 amino acids. The record is from RefSeq and is a predicted model, not a curated record. Gene Ontology annotation, biological process: Golgi organization; Golgi to plasma membrane protein transport; retrograde vesicle-mediated transport, Golgi to endoplasmic reticulum. Gene Ontology annotation, molecular function: phosphatidylinositol-4-phosphate binding.